AUGAAUGCAGGACCUAUUCCAAAUGCUGUUACAGCUUCUGCUAAUGAGGAACCUGGUCUUUAUGUGGUUCCGGUUUCCUUGAAUGUGGAACCUCUUCCUAGUGUUGGUGUUCCUGUUUCCAACGUCAUCAAUCCUGUUCCUGUUGAUAUGGGACCCAACAACGCAGUCAAGACAAAUCUAGUGUCUCCAACGCCGGAGGUAAAUACUCGAACUGGUUUGGAACAGCAAGAACAGUCUGUAGUGUAUUCAGGGUCUUAUGUUGUCUCUCAAACCACUGUACCUGCUUAUCCACCCCAACCUGUCUAUGCACCUCAACCCAUAUAUACUCCUAAUCCUAAUAACGCGCCUCAGCCCAAUUAUAAUGCACCCGUAGUCUAUACUACGCAGCCUCCGACACAGUCAGCAUCUGGAGGAGACUUGGCAAUUCAACGAGAGAAUUGCACCUAUAACACACCUCCACAGUCCCCCAAUGUGUUUCUCUAUCCCGAGUUGCCUCAAUUCAAUCCCUGUAUUAACUUCACGAAUACACUAUAUUCAGAGUCAUAUUCACAGUCCCAACAAGUUAUUUUUUGUAGAAAUAUCUUACACUUCGAAACUCCAGUUUCUCUUUUUAUCAUUUUUCUGCCAUUUACGAUGCUUAGUCUUUCGCGUGCUUCUGUUUUAGCCAAGAACUUGCCUCUCGCUGCCAGAUACUUCAGUGCUGCAGCUGCAGAUAAAUUUGACGUCGUUGUUGUAGGAGGAGGUCCCGGAGGAUAUGUGGCGGCCAUUAAAGCUGCGCAGCUCGGUUUAAAGACUGCUUGUAUCGAAAAGCGUGGGACUCUUGGCGGUACUUGUUUGAAUGUGGGUUGCAUUCCCUCGAAAGCUCUUCUUCACUCCUCUCUUAUGUAUGAUGAGGCGAAGAAUACGAUGAAAAAGCACGGAAUCAUUGUCGGAGAUGUGUCUUUCGACCUCAAGGGAAUCAUGAAGGCCAAAGAGAAGGCCGUGCGUGGUCUAACGAACGGAAUCGAGUUCCUUUUCAAGAAGAACCACGUCGAAUACAUCAAGGGCGCUGCGACCCUGGAAUCGGACCACAUCAUUUCGACCCAGCUGCUGGCGGGUGGUGAGCGCAAGAUCGAAGCGUCGAACAUCGUUUUAGCGACCGGUUCCCUGAGCCGCGCCAUGCCGCCUCUGCCUGUGGACAACGAGAAAGAGCGCAUCAUCGACAGCACGGGCGCGCUGAAGCUCAGCAAGGUCCCGAAUCGUCUGAUCGUCGUGGGCGGUGGCGUGAUCGGCCUGGAGCUGGGCUCGGUGUGGCGCCGCCUGGGCGCGAAGGUGGAGGUGGUGGAGUUCCUGGACCACAUCGCGGGACCGAACGAUGCGGAGGUGUGCACGACGCUGCAGCGCUGCCUGACCAAGCAGGGCAUGAAGUUCCGUCUGAACACGAAGGUGACGGGCAGCGAGGUGACGGAGAGCGGCGUGAAGGUGCAGGUGGAGAACAAGGGUGGCAAGCAGGAGACGCUGGAGGCGGACACGGUGCUGGUGUGCGUGGGCCGAGUGCCCAACACGGAGGGUCUGGGCUUGGAGAAGGUCGGAAUCGAGACGGACAAGCGCGGCUGCGUGGUGGUGGACGACCAUCUCCGCACCAAGUACCCGCACAUCUACGCGAUCGGCGAUCUGGUCCGCGGCCCCAUGCUGGCGCACAAGGCGGAAGAUGAGGGCAUGAUGGUGGCGGAGCUGAUCAAAACGGGUCAUGGACAUGUCAAUUAUGAUGUCAUUCCGGGAGUCGUAUAUACCGAGCCCGAAAUCGCCAUGGUCGGAAAGACGGAGGCGCAGCUCAAGAGCGAGGGAGUCGAGUACACCAAGGGAUCCUUCCCGCUGCAGGCCAAUAGCCGAGCGCGCGCUUACGACCAGCCCGAUGGACUGAUUAAGGUGUUGGCCGACAAGAAGACCAAUAAGAUUCUGGGAGUGCAUAUGUGCGGAUUGAACGUCUCCGAGCUGAUUGCCGAAGCUGGAUUGGCUAUGGAGUACGGAGCGACCGCAGAGGACGUGGCUCGCACUUGCCAUUCUCAUCCUACAUUGGCGGAAGCUUUUAAGGAGGCUUGCAUGGCUACUUAUGACAAGGCGAUCCACUUCUAAUUUUGUUGUGUUGUUGAU
Blastocystis hominis is the source of this 2133-nucleotide messenger RNA. RefSeq names its product Pyruvate Dehydrogenase E3 (dihydrolipoamide dehydrogenase). Gene Ontology annotation, cellular component: oxoglutarate dehydrogenase complex; mitochondrion. The transcript has 9 exons. Gene Ontology annotation, molecular function: dihydrolipoyl dehydrogenase (NADH) activity; flavin adenine dinucleotide binding. Bases 1 to 2115 code for a protein of 704 amino acids. The record is from RefSeq and is a predicted model, not a curated record. NCBI's taxonomy places the organism in Eukaryota, Bigyra, Opalinata, Blastocystidae.